AUGGCAUUGGUGCCCGUCAAGAAGGAAUUGGUGUCGAUCGAGCCGAAGAGCACGCCGCCGGCCGACAAGCAGCAGCAGCAGCAGCGGCAUGAGGCUGACAAGAAGGCCAAACCUCGCGCCAAAGCGUUCAAGGACCUGACGCUCGAGGAGAAGCUGCUCGAGAUUGUGCGCCACAGCGUGCGGCCCUUCUCGGAUCGACUGGAUCCUUUCGCUGCCCUGCCGGUCACGCUCGACCGCUUUCAGGAGCACCUCAUCAGCUUCUACUUGCUCUACUAUCCCAAGGCGACGUACGGGUUCAGCCCGCGCCUGCGCCCGCACCCGGUGGCCAGCAACUUCUCCAUCGCGUUGACCACGCCGGCAUGUUUCCAAGUCAUCAUGGCGCGCUCGGCGCUGUACCGCAUCUCGCUGAACAAGUACGCUACCGAGGCGGAGAAGUCAUCUCUGGAGCUCGCCGUGGUGCGGCACAAGGGCGAGGCGUUGAAGUUGGUGCGGCUGUUGAGCAGUAAACUGACCCCCAAACGCAAGGACGACCUGCUCGCCUCGAUCAUCAGCCUGGGCACCUUUGACCGGCGAUCGGGGUCUCAAGAGGCGGCGGGCAUGCACUAUCAAGCCGUGCGGCGGAUCCUGAAGUCGACGGGCGGUCCGCUGGCCGUGAACUCGGUGCUCCUGUCGCGCGUCAUGUGCUUUUUCGAAUGCAUCUACGGCACCAGCCCCGAGAGCUAUAUCUGGGACGAAUCCGACGUGCAGAGGCUGGUCCACGGCCUGAACGGCUUUCUGAAGAAAUUGCGAGAAUUCUGGCAGUCCCUAUCGACCAUCAACGCUUUGACCGCGCGACUCGCCGAAGACGAGGACGGCGAGGCAAGAGACCUCACCGGCAAGGAGGCAGAACCACGACCCAUCCACUCGUUCGGCAUCCGACCAGGCUCGACCUUGCUGGGUCUCGUGUCCAGACAACCUCCGCCGACGGCGGAACUCACGCAGCAACGCCGCCUGGAAAUGAUUUUCCAGCUCACCUGCCUCCUCACGCUCGGCAUGAUCACCAUGGACCUCGCCAACGACUUCCGCGCCCUGCAGGCGUACAUGGACGGCCUUCACGCGUCCAUCGAGAAGCUGCAGCUGGCGGGGCUGAGUUGCAACAACGCCAUGUGGCAGAUCCAGGUCAACGACCACAGUGAACCGCAUAGCCGGCGGAUCUGGCGGGCCGCCAGCUUUGCCUGGGUCAUGAAGCAUUGCACCUACAGCGUUCAGUUGACGCUCAAGGACUGGCUCCUCGCCUUCUUCACGGGGAAGCCGGUUCAGAAGCCGUACCGGCUAGAUCCGUUCCAUUUCAGCUAUGCUGAUUGA
Cladophialophora carrionii CBS 160.54 is the source of this 1344-nucleotide messenger RNA. RefSeq lists its product as uncharacterized. The record is from RefSeq and is a predicted model, not a curated record. The transcript has a single exon. NCBI's taxonomy places the organism in Eukaryota, Fungi, Ascomycota, Eurotiomycetes, Chaetothyriales, Herpotrichiellaceae. Bases 1 to 1344 code for a protein of 447 amino acids.